CGGCGGGGCGACCCCCCCCUCCGGACCCCGCCCGCACCCCGCACCCCCUCCGCCGCCGCCGCGGCGGCGGGGCCCCUCGGCCCGAGCUGUGCAGUGGGAGGCCCUCGUGCAUGAAGACAGAUCUGUUCUAUGGCCUCGGAGCUGGGUGCCGGGGACGAUGGCAGCUGCACUGAGCUGGCAAAGCCCCUCUAUCUUCAGUACUUGGAGAGGGCCUUGCGGUUGGACCAUUUUCUGCGACAAACAUCAGCCAUCUUCAACAGGAAUAUUUCUAGUGAUGACAGUGAAGAUGGACUGGAUGACAAUAAUCCCUUAUUGCCUGAGUCUGGGGAUCCCUUAAUACAAGUCAAAGAAGAACCUCCAAAUUCAUUGCUUGGUGAAACUUGUGGGGCAAGCAGUUCAGAAUUGUUGAACCCGUACUCUCUGAACGGCGUUCUACAGUCAGAAUCAAAAUCUGACAAGGGGAAUUUAUAUAACUUCUCUAAAUUGAAGAAAAGCAGAAAAUGGCUAAAGAGCAUUCUUUUAAGUGAUGAGUCCAGUGAGGCAGAUUCUCAGAGUGAAGACAAUGAUGAUGAAGAAGAAGAACUCAAUCUCAGCAGAGAGGAGCUGCACAACAUGCUUCGAUUACACAAAUAUAAGAAACUUCACCAAAAUAAAUAUAGUAAAGAUAAGGAGUUGCAGCAGUACCAGUACUACAGUGCAGGCCUGCUCUCUACACACGACCCUUUCUAUGAGCAGCAGCGUCACUUACUUGGACCCAAAAAAAAGAAAUUCAAGGAAGACAAGAAGCUUAAAGCCAAGUUGAAAAAAGUGAAGAAAAAAAGACGCCGUGAUGAAGAGUUUUCCUCGGAAGAGUCCCCACGUCACCACCAUCAUCAGACCAAAGUCUUUGCUAAGUUUUCUCAUGAUGCACCUCCCCCUGGCACCAAGAAGAAACACUUAUCCAUUGAGCAGCUUAAUGCUCGGCGAAGGAAGGUGUGGCUCAGCAUUGUGAAAAAGGAACUACCAAAGGCCAACAAGCAGAAGUCUUCAGCUCGAAACUUAUUUCUCACCAAUAGCCGAAAGCUUGCACACCAGUGCAUGAAGGAGGUGCGCCGAGCAGCCUUGCAAGCGCAGAAGAACUGUAAGGAGACCCUGCCGCGGGCCCGCCGCCUAACCAAGGAGAUGCUUCUGUACUGGAAGAAGUAUGAGAAGGUGGAGAAAGAGCACCGGAAGCGAGCAGAGAAGGAAGCUUUGGAGCAGCGGAAGCUGGACGAGGAAAUGCGGGAGGCCAAAAGGCAACAGCGAAAACUCAACUUCUUAAUCACCCAGACAGAGUUGUAUGCUCAUUUCAUGAGUCGAAAACGUGAUAUGGGUCAUGAUGGAAUCCAGGAAGAGAUCUUAAGGAAACUGGAAGAUAGUUCUACCCAGAGACAGAUUGACAUUGGUGGCGGAGUAGUGGUUAACAUCACCCAGGAAGACUAUGAUAGUAACCACUUUAAAGCCCAGGCCCUGAAGAAUGCUGAAAAUGCUUACCAUAUUCACCAAGCUCGAACAAGGUCAUUUGAUGAAGAUGCAAAAGAAAGUCGGGCAGCUGCCCUCAGGGCAGCAGACAAGUCUGGUUCUGGGUUUGGGGAGAGUUACAGCUUAGCAAAUCCAUCUAUUCGGGCUGGUGAGGAUAUUCCACAACCCACAAUUUUCAAUGGCAAAUUGAAAGGUUACCAGCUGAAAGGCAUGAACUGGUUAGCCAAUCUCUAUGAACAGGGUAUUAAUGGAAUUCUUGCUGAUGAAAUGGGUCUUGGUAAAACUGUACAGAGCAUUGCCCUCCUGGCCCAUCUGGCUGAGAGAGAAAAUAUUUGGGGACCUUUUUUAAUAAUUUCACCUGCUUCUACACUUAAUAAUUGGCACCAGGAGUUUACAAGAUUUGUUCCUAAAUUUAAGGUGCUACCGUAUUGGGGCAAUCCUCAUGAUAGGAAAGUCAUCCGAAGAUUCUGGAGCCAGAAGACCUUGUACACUCAGGAUGCCCCCUUCCACGUGGUUAUCACUAGCUACCAGCUGGUGGUACAGGAUGUCAAGUAUUUCCAGCGGGUCAAAUGGCAGUACAUGGUACUGGAUGAAGCUCAGGCACUGAAGAGCAGUUCCAGUGUUCGUUGGAAAAUUCUCUUACAAUUCCAGUGUCGGAAUCGGCUUUUGUUAACUGGAACUCCCAUUCAGAAUACCAUGGCAGAGCUCUGGGCUCUGCUACAUUUCAUUAUGCCAACAUUAUUUGACUCGCAUGAAGAAUUUAAUGAAUGGUUUUCCAAAGACAUUGAAAGUCAUGCUGAAAACAAGUCUGCUAUUGAUGAGAAUCAACUCUCUCGCUUACACAUGAUCUUGAAACCAUUUAUGCUGAGAAGAAUAAAAAAAGAUGUAGAAAAUGAAUUGUCUGACAAGAUUGAGAUUCUAAUGUACUGCCAGUUGACCAGCCGACAAAAGCUCUUAUAUCAGGCACUAAAGAAUAAAAUUUCCAUUGAGGACUUGCUACAAUCUUCAAUGGGCUCUACCCAACAAGCACAGAACACCACCAGCAGCCUCAUGAAUCUAGUAAUGCAGUUCAGGAAGGUGUGUAACCACCCAGAGUUAUUUGAACGGCAAGAAACUUGGUCUCCAUUUCAUAUUUCCUUAAAGCCAUAUGAAAUUUCAAAGUUUAUUUAUCGUCAUGGACAGAUCAGGGUCUUCAACCAUUCACGAGAUAGGUGGUUGAAGGUUCUUCUUUCUCCAUUUGCACCAGAUUAUAUCCAGCAGUCUCUCUUCCACAGAAAAGGUAUUAAUGAAGGAAGCUGUUUUUCUUUCCUUCGGUUUAUCGAUGUAUCGCCAGCAGAAAUGGCAAACAUCAUGCUUCAGGGACUUUUGGCCAGGUGGUUAGCUCUUUUCCUGUCUCUGAAAGCCUCCUACAGGCUCCAUCAGCUGCGCUCUUGGGGAGAGCCAGAUGGGGAGAGCCACCAGAGAUAUCUGAGAAAUAAGGAUUUUCUUCUUGGAGUUGAUUUUCCACUUUCCUUCCCCAACCUUUGCAGCUGCCCUUUGUUAAAGUCUCUUGUUUUCAGCAGCCACUGUAAAGCAGUGAGUGGCUACUCAGACCAGGUCGUCCAUCAACGGAGAUCAGCUACCUCCUCACUUCGUUGCUGCCUCCUCACUGAGCUGCCAUCUUUUUUGUGUGUGGCCAGUCCACGAGUCACCGCAGUGCCGUUGGAUUCCUACUGUAAUGAUAGAAGUGCAGAGUAUGAGAGAGGAGUUCUGAAGGAAGGAGGGAGUCUCGCUGCCAAGCAGUGUUUGUUGAAUGGGGCUCCUGAGCUGGCUACAGAUUGGCUGAACCGCAGGUCCCAGUUCUUCCCAGAGCCAGCUGGAGGGCUGUGGAGUAUCAGGCCCCAGAACGGCUGGUCGUUCAUCAGAAUUCCAGGCAAGGAGAGCCUCAUCACUGACAGUGGAAAGCUGUAUGCCCUUGAUGUCCUGUUGACUCGGCUCAAGUCUCAAGGACAUAGGGUCCUUAUCUACUCUCAGAUGACCAGGAUGAUAGACCUGCUGGAGGAAUACAUGGUUUACAGGAAGCAUACCUACAUGAGGCUAGAUGGCUCAUCCAAGAUCUCAGAGAGACGGGACAUGGUUGCUGAUUUUCAGACCAGGAAUGACAUCUUCGUGUUUCUGUUAAGCACACGAGCUGGAGGACUAGGUAUCAACCUGACAGCUGCAGAUACAGUGAUUUUCUACGAUAGUGACUGGAACCCUACCGUAGAUCAGCAGGCCAUGGAUAGGGCCCACCGCCUGGGCCAGACAAAGCAGGUCACUGUGUACCGGCUUAUCUGUAAGGGCACAAUUGAGGAGCGCAUUCUGCAGAGAGCCAAGGAAAAGAGUGAGAUUCAGCGCAUGGUGAUUUCUGGUGGGAACUUCAAACCAGAUACCUUGAAACCCAAAGAAGUGGUUAGCCUUCUCCUAGACGAUGAAGAGCUGGAGAAGAAACUGAGACUACGGCAGGAAGAGAAACGGCAACAGGAGGAAACCAACCGAGUAAAGGAACGCAAGCGCAAGAGGGAGAAGUAUGCAGAGAAGAAGAAAAAGGAAGAUGAAUUGGAUGGGAAAAGGAGAAAAGAGGGUGUGAACCUCGUGAUCCCAUUUGUCCCUUCUGCGGAUAACUCCAACCUCUCUGCUGAUGGGGAGGACUCCUUCAUAAGUGUUGAUUCAGCCAUGCCCAGCCCUUUCAGUGAGAUCUCCAUCAGCAGCGAGCUCCACACUGGCUCCAUUCCCCCUGAUGAGAGCAGCAGUGAUAUGUUGGUCAUCGUGGAUGACCCGGCCUCCUCAGCUCCUCAGUCUAGAGCCACCAACUCUCCUGCGUCCAUAACAGGCUCUGUCUCGGACACUGUGAAUGGAAUUUCCAUUCAGGAAGUGCCAGCUGCAGGCCGAGGUCACUCAGCUCGAAGCCGAGGCCGCCCCAAGGGUUCAGGAAGCACAGCCAAAGGAGCCGCAGGGAAAGGCCGGAGCCGCAAGUCCACUGCAGGCAGUGCUGCUGCCAUGGCAGGAGCCAAAGCAGGCGCUGCAGCAGCUUCUGCAGCGGCAUACGCUGCGUACGGGUACAAUGUGUCUAAAGGAAUCUCCGCAAGCAGUCCUCUGCAGACAUCCAUUGUCCGACCUGCUGGCCUUGCAGACUUUGGACCUUCAAGCACCUCUUCUCCCUUAAGUUCCUCUCUGAACAAAGGAAAUAAUAUUUCUGGGACUCCUAAGAGCCUCCACAUGACCAGCAGCCUAGCCUCAGACUCCUUGAUCAGGAAGCAGGGCAAAGGCACCACCAACUCCUCUGGAGGACGGUAACCAUCUCUGCCCUCUAGCUUCCUUCAACCAAACCGGGGGCUGUAGUCCUGGGCCGUAGGUAGUCUUUGGAUGGCUUGCCUGGUGUGGCAUCUUGCAUCCUAUUUGGAGAGUGGAAAGGACCAGUUGCAGCAGGAGAGGACAGACAGGUGGUUGGUGUGAGCACUUUAUCACCUGUUUCCAAAGGAGUAUCCUGGAUUCAGCUCUACAACAUCUUAGAUGGACUCUGCAGCAGAGUCUUGACCUCUAUCUGGGGAAGGGCCUUACAUAGUCCCUUUAGAUGCUCAGGCACACUGUCUCCAUCCCCAUCCCACUCUUCAGCUCUGACCAUGUCCCUCAUGAAGGCUCCUGGGUGCUGUGAACAGCCUUCCAUAAUGGAGACUUCUCUAAAGGAUGUGACAUCCUACAGGGCUAGGACGAGAACAAAUGAUUCCCUGGUCUCCAUAGCCUGGAGCGCUCCUGGGUCUCAAGACCCCAUUUGCCACAUCGCUGA
This is a messenger RNA of Acomys russatus (golden spiny mouse), 5305 nucleotides long. RefSeq names its product INO80 complex ATPase subunit (gene Ino80). The record is from RefSeq and is a predicted model, not a curated record. Gene Ontology annotation, cellular component: nucleus; Ino80 complex. Gene Ontology annotation, biological process: DNA repair; DNA-templated transcription; chromatin remodeling. Gene Ontology annotation, molecular function: ATP-dependent chromatin remodeler activity; ATP binding; histone binding. NCBI's taxonomy places the organism in Eukaryota, Metazoa, Chordata, Mammalia, Rodentia, Muridae.